Messenger RNA from Lolium rigidum, 1712 nucleotides. RefSeq names its product dihydrolipoyl dehydrogenase 1, mitochondrial-like. NCBI's taxonomy places the organism in Eukaryota, Viridiplantae, Streptophyta, Magnoliopsida, Poales, Poaceae. The transcript is spliced from 2 exons. Gene Ontology annotation, cellular component: mitochondrion; oxoglutarate dehydrogenase complex. The record is from RefSeq and is a predicted model, not a curated record. Gene Ontology annotation, molecular function: flavin adenine dinucleotide binding; dihydrolipoyl dehydrogenase (NADH) activity. Bases 16 to 1536 code for a protein of 506 amino acids.
GAAGCGGGAGGAGACAUGGCGCUAGCGAUCCUGGCGAGGCGGAGGGCGGCGGAGGCCGUGCUGCGGCGGCCGCACGCCCCCGGGGCGGCGGCGCUGUCCGCCGGGAGGGCGUACGCGGCGGCCGCGGCGGCGGGGGAGGAGAGCGACGUCGUGGUGGUUGGCGGCGGGCCCGGAGGGUACGUGGCAGCGAUCAAGGCGGCGCAGCUGGGCCUCAAGACCACAUGCAUCGAGAAGCGGGGCACCCUCGGCGGGACCUGCCUCAACGUCGGCUGCAUCCCUUCCAAGGCUCUGUUGCACUCUUCUCAUAUGUACCACGAAGCAAGGACUUCUUUUGCACACCAUGGAGUAAAAAUAUCUAAUCUGGAAGUGGAUCUUCCUGCCAUGAUGGCGCAGAAAGACAAGGCUGUGGCAGGAUUAACAAAAGGAAUUGAAGGCCUCUUUAAGAAGAACAAAGUUACCUAUGUGAAAGGCUUCGGGAAACUUGCUUCCCCCUCAGAAGUAUCGGUUGAUUUGGUUGAUGGUGGUAGCACUGUUAUCAAAGGGAAAAACAUAAUCAUUGCCACUGGAUCGGACGUAAAAUCACUCCCUGGAAUUACAAUUGAUGAGAAGAAGAUUGUCUCAUCUACUGGUGCCCUGUGCUUGUCAGGUAUCCCGAAGAAAAUGGUUGUUAUUGGAGCUGGUUACAUUGGCCUGGAAAUGGGUUCAGUCUGGAACCGUCUUGGAUCACAGGUUACUGUUGUUGAAUUUGCGCCAGACAUAGUCCCAUCAAUGGAUGGUGAAAUUCGGAAGCAGUUCCAGCGCAUGUUGGAGAAGCAGAAAAUGAAGUUUAUGCUCAAGACAAAGGUAGUCGGAGUUGAUACCAGUGGAGAUGGUGUAAAGCUAACACUUGAGCCUGCAGCUGGAGGUGAGCAGAGCAUCCUCGAAGCAGAUAUUGUUCUUGUCUCUGCUGGGAGAACCCCAUAUACUUCUGGCCUUGGGUUGGAGGCUCUUGGGGUUGAGACAGACAAGGCUGGCAGGAUCCUUGUUGAUAAGCGCUUCAAGACCAAUGUGAAUGGAGUGUAUGCAAUUGGUGAUGCCAUCCCUGGGCCCAUGCUUGCCCACAAAGCUGAAGAAGAUGGUGUGGCAUGUGUUGAGUUCCUUGCUGGCAAGGAAGGCCACGUUGACUAUGAUUUGGUGCCUGGUGUUGUUUACACACACCCAGAGGUUGCAUCUGUUGGGAAGACAGAGGAGCAGGUGAAGGCCUCAGGAAUUGCCUACCGGGUUGGCAAAUUCCCCCUGUUGGCAAACAGCCGUGCAAAGGCUAUUGAUGAUGCUGAGGGGUUGGUUAAGGUCGUGGCUGAUAAAGAAACUGACAAGAUUCUUGGUGUGCACAUAAUGGCGCAGAAUGCUGGAGAAAUCAUCCACGAAGCUGCCCUUGCCAUGCAGUAUGGAGCAUCGAGCGAAGAUGUUGCCCGAACAUGCCAUGCACAUCCCACUGUGAGCGAAGCUCUCAAGGAGGCUUGCUUGCAAACCUUCUCCAAGGCCAUCCACAUAUGAUUUUUUUCGUUUUUGUAUUAAUCGUCCAAAUUGCCUGUCCCUGCAAGUUCCAAAGUUUUCUACUCCGUAAUAAUUUUGGAUGUAUUGGGAACAAAAAGGCUAUACUUGUCAUUUUGCCUUGUCAGCGAAUACUGUGAAUUGACAAUUGCCGGUGCAACGAUUCUACUGCCACUGAA